ACGGGUCGUGCGGGGAGAUGGGCGGGCGGUGCGUGUAGUGGGGGGAGGGCUUGUGACUGAGGAGAGCGAAGGGCUCCCUCACGCUCCUCUAUCCUGUCGCUCCCGGCGGAGCUUGAGCCGAUGCUCGCCCCAUAGGACUGAAGAAAUGAUGGAAGGAAAUAGUGGUCUCUGUGUCCUUGAAGAAGAAAAUACAGCCCCUUCUGUAGAAGUAGAAAGUAUGACUGAGGUGGAAAUUAAGCAAGACAAAGGAGAUAGUAGCCAUGCAGAGAAUACAGCCAAUUGCCCUGAUAUGUACAGAUAUAUCAAAGGAGAUUUGUUUACAUCAGAGAUUUAUAAAGUAGAAAUUCAGAACCUUCCAAAAUAUAUUGGCUUUAAUGAUGUAAAGAAAUUUCUUGCCAAAUAUGGACUUAACCCUCAUAAAAUAAAACUUUUUGGGAAACAAACUUUUGCAUUUGUGACAUUUAAAAGUGAGGAGGAAAGGGACAAAGCUAUGAAAGUCCUUCAUGGAGUCAUGUGGAAGAGCCGAUAUUUGAGUGUUAGGCUCGCAAAGCCUAAAGCUGAUCCCAUUGUAAAAAAGAGGAAGAAAGAAGUGGAGGACACUGAACAGAGAGAGGCAAAGCGUCCAGCUUUUGCAAAAGACAGUGAAGAGGAGUCUCUCAGUAAACAGAUAGCAGAUGUAGUGACCCCUUUGUGGAAUAUACCAUAUGAAGAACAGCUGAUAAAGAAGAAGCAAGAGUGUGAACAAGUGCUGCAGAAACUGACAAAGGAAAUAGGAAACAACAACAAAGCCCUGUUACCUUGGUUAUUUGUACAGAAGCAGAAGUAUAAUAAAAUCUGUUGCCCAGUAGAGGGAGUGAAAGCAUCACCAUUACAGACUGAAUACCGCAACAAAUGUGAAUUUUUGAUUGGAAUGAGUUUAAAUCAAGAAGACAAAACUGUGGGUUGUCGCCUUGGCAAAUACAAGGGUGGAAGCUGUGCUGUAGUGGAACCAUUUGAGACUAUUCACAUUCCUGCUGUUGCCAAAAAGGUAGUGAAGGCUUUUCAAGACUACAUAAGGACAACCCCUUACUCGGUGUACAGCCUAGAAACCUAUGAAGGUCACUGGAAACAGCUCACAGUCCGCACGAGCAAAAAUGGUCAUAUCAUGGCAAUUGUUUAUUUUAAUCCUCAGAAAUUAAGUAAGGAAGAGCUUGUUGACUUGAGAACCUCACUGGCAAAGUACUUUACAGAAGGAACUGGAAAGGACAGUGGGGUAACCUCUCUUUACUUUGUAGAGGAAGGGCAGAGAAAAUCACCCAAUCGUGAAGACUUGCCCUUACAACAUUUGGCUGGUGAUAAGUACAUAUAUGAAGAGCUUCUUGGUCUAAAGUUUAGAAUUUCCCCCCAUGCAUUUUUCCAAGUAAAUACACAGGCUGCAGAGGUUCUAUAUAAAGCCAUUAGAGACUGGGCCCAACUGAACCAAGAUAGCACUGUACUUGAUAUUUGCUGCGGAACAGGAACAAUUGGAAUUUCACUGGCAAAGAAAGUGAAGAAAGUUAUUGGAAUCGAACUCUGUCAAGAAGCUGUGGAGGACGCCAAAGUGAAUGCUCAAAUUAAUGAUCUGAAUAACAUUGAAUUUCACUGUGGAAAGGCUGAAGACAUUGUUCCUUCUUUAAUUAACUUAUUAGCGUCACACAACCUGAUUACAAUUGUAGAUCCACCUCGGGCAGGACUACAUUCUAAAGUCAUUCUUGCAAUCCGAAGAGCUGAACACUUGAAGAAGCUCAUCUAUGUAUCCUGCAAUCCCAGAGCUGCCAUGAACAACUUUGUGGAUCUUUGUCGGGCCCCCUCCAAUCGUGUCAAAGGAACCCCUUUCCGUCCAGUUAAAGCAAUGGCAGUGGAUCUGUUCCCUCAGACUAUGCACUGUGAGCUGCUGAUAUUCUUUGAAAGGGUAGAACAUUCAAAUGGAAACUCUACUGAAGCAAGCCCUGACACAGCUCAGGUCAUGAAUACAAAUGCAGCAGAUUCUACCCAGGAUGGCAGUAUUGACCCACCUGAAGAGAAAGUAGGAACUCUGUGUUCCACCUAAUGUUGUGGUAGGCUGGGCAGUUUGUGCGCAUGCACGCAUGCAUAUAUAUUCUAUAUACUCAGGCAACCAUCUUAAACUAUUGAUUUCCUUCUAAGAGGCAGAAGUUACUUUUGCUAGUUAAAGAAUGUUGCAGUUUGAGGAAUCAGCAGAAACACCAUACAAGUUAACCUCUGUACAACAUAGUAAUUACCUGACUUCCACCUGAUGAAGGCUUUCAGUUAAGUAUAGUGACAGCAGCAUUUUUCAACUCAGUGAACAAAGAUUAGUUUAACUUUAAGAUGCUUAAAACAAUCCAGUUCCUACAAGGAAAAUAACCUUAUUACAGACAAGUUGGAUCAAAACCUGCUAUUUUCACUCGUGCACCCUUACUCCUGAAAGAUGUCCCGAUGCCUUCAAUGUAAGGCCAGCAUGAUGAACUAAAUAUUUUGCAUGUUCUUCAUAAAAUACUGUCCAGGUAUAUUACUAGGAUUCAGACAUAUGGAUUCCCUCCACAAGUUGAGUGAUUGUAGGGUUUUUUUUAUGCCCAAGAAAAUUUUUUUGUUUGAAAAUAGUAUGGAAGAUGAGUGAUAAAUAGCUGAUAGCGAACAUCACUUAAUGCCCAUCUGGCAUAUGGGCAGUUCUGUUGAACAGGAGACUUUUGCCUUGCAGACCAGUUUAAAUAAAUUUGAUUUUUAAAACUGUUGAGUUUUCCUUAGCCUGGAUGUUGGUUUGAAUGGAAGAGAGGUUUGAGUUGGCAGUUGCAAAUAAUAGUGGAUUAUAAACCUGCAUUAAAGCAAGCCUGAUUUUUAGUUACUAUUAUAAAAAGACUUUCCAGCUGCUCUGGUACAUAGAAUCUCUCCCCCAAUAGCAAAGACUUAGUCUAAGCUCCUGCUUGUAAUCUGAAAAAUACAUGACGCUUACAUACUUCUAGUAGAAAAUGGACCUCUGUUCUGGGGUUUUGGUGUAGACAAUGGGUUGCCCCCUUAAGUAGGAUCACCCUCCCUGAGGGAAAUUGUUCUGAGUUAAACUGGAGCUAUGAGCCAAACUGAUAAUCUGAUGUUUGAGAUCCAAUACAACUUCUAAGGGAGAGAGAUUUUCCUGUUCUGUGAUAAAGUGAAAAUAGGACUGGACUCAGUGCUACCCCAUUCCCGUUUCAAAAAGAGGAAAGAUUCAGAACAAGACAAAUGUACAAGAAAAUACUCUCUUCCAGAGAUGUUGGAGGAAGAUGACAGCAGAGUUAACUUCCACAGCAGAUUAAUUUAUACAUGGGUAUAAUGUUAGGAUAGGACUGGAACUAUGGACCUUACUGUGGUUAAUUAUUCUUCCAGCCCCUUCAGCCCAAAGUACUGUAAUGUGAGCUUUCUUAGGCAUACUUAGACUACAUGGAAGUUUUAUCUGACUCAGAGCAUAGCUUACAGAAUUAAUGUUCUGUGCAGAAUUCCAUUUUCUUCCACCUGCAGAAGUGACAGUGCAGGGCUAGUGGCCACUACUAGGAACAGUAGAACCCAGCAGAGCCCAACUUGCAGUGUGGCUGCAUGGGAAGCAUGGGCAGGCUGUGGUUCCUGGGUUUGCUGGCCCUCCUCCCUGCAUGGCAGCUUAUGGAGCCAGCAAGCUGCAUCCUCCAGGGAGAGGCAGGAGCAACAGCUGGGAUUUGCAGGGUGGGGUUGCUGCUUUCCAGGAGAGGCACAAACCUUUAAAAAGUGUUGGGUCCCUCCCCCCAGCAGCAGGUAUGGGUCAUCUCUGCCUGGUGGGGCAGUAACAGCUACAUCGAGCCUGUGGCUUGGAGGGGGGGGGGGGGGAAGAGUGCAGGUUUCUAGGCCAGGGGCCCUGUGCAGUCCCCUCCAGUACCCCUAACUACCAUCUCCCAGUACAUGCACUCCUCUAGUUCCCCCUCACAUUAUCUUCUAUUUGGAAACUUGAAAUAUGGUAACUCUAGGGGUCCAAGGUGGGGAAAAAAAAAACCACAAUUGACUACAAGACUGAAGGGGCAGUUCCUUCCCCCAUAAGAUGUGCACAGCUGGCAGAUGUGACACACCCAGACUGAGGCACCUGACAAAAGCAUAACAGGAAGUGGCUUGUGGUAGGGGUUUCUUUAACUCUCUACUCCCAGGGGAAUCAUUUUUGUCAUGUGUAUUGUUAGACAUGCUUGGACAAGUAUUUUGAAAUAAAUUACCAAAAUAAUUGAAA
Molecule: messenger RNA, 4234 nt
Organism: Trachemys scripta elegans
Lineage: Eukaryota; Metazoa; Chordata; Testudines; Emydidae
Gene: TRMT2A
Product: tRNA methyltransferase 2 homolog A
Exons: 12
Coding region: 146-2068 (640 amino acids)
Biological process (GO): RNA processing
Molecular function (GO): RNA methyltransferase activity; RNA binding
Source: RefSeq, a predicted model, not a curated record